This is a messenger RNA of Fomitiporia mediterranea MF3/22, 3167 nucleotides long. RefSeq lists its product as uncharacterized. NCBI's taxonomy places the organism in Eukaryota, Fungi, Basidiomycota, Agaricomycetes, Hymenochaetales, Hymenochaetaceae. The coding region runs from base 691 to 3030 and encodes 779 amino acids. The record is from RefSeq and is a predicted model, not a curated record. The transcript has 3 exons. Gene Ontology annotation, molecular function: DNA binding.
AUUUCUUUGAUAUGUAGCUGUUAUCACUAUGUAGUUGCAUAUGCAUAUGUUGUCGUGACAUGCACAGAAAUUGUGAAAAUAAAAGCGCGAAGGAUAUUUGUCCCAUUGUAUUACCGUAUUUGUACUCGGCUGUGAUGGCCUUCCAUACACGGCUAUUGUCGUCCGCCGACGCUGUUGUCGACAACGAGCUCGCGAACGCGCAUCACCAGAUUCCAGCCGACUUACGACUCAGCGGCUGCUGCCAGCGCGGACACAGAGACUUGCAUCAGCACCGAAGGGCAGGAUGAAUAUGAACAGGGGAAUGCUGUGUGUGACUUUGCUUUAUCUCGAUUAUUAUUGUCGGCUGCUAAGCCACUUUCUCCGACCAGCGACAGCAACGCCAGCGGAAAUCCCUUUCCGCCAGGCUUCCCGUCCCAGGCUAACCAGGACGCUGCGUUUUUUAACGGCCUCGAUGCCUCCUCGUCGAAGCAGCUCGCCGCCAUCGCCGCCGCUGCGAAUGCUCGUCGCGCCCACGCCCAGGCAACAGCGGGCGGGCCAACCUCGGCUAACUACAUCGGAGGAAUAGCCCCAUCUCAGCUCCCAGUCCGUGCAGAUCAACUUCAGUCCUUCUCACCCACCGCCAGCGUCCAUCAGCCGUCCUUUCCCCCCACGGGUCUCGCCCCCUCCAUUCCACCCAACAUGCAGCCCAACAUGGCGCCACAGCCCAACCUCCUCGCACAACGCCAGCAGAUAUCGCCACAACAGGCUGCAGCCAUCUCCAAGAAUCGUAAAAUGAGUUUUCUUCAGGGACUUAGCAGAAUAAUGGCCUCCCGGAACGCCCCUCUUCCGAGCAGUAUAUCGGGUGUCGAGGCAGCGUAUGACCCCAACACAUCACCAUGGAGGGACUUUGAACCUGCGUCAGAACUAGGCGGAGUCAAGCUCGCGGGUAAAGAUAUUGAUCUAUAUAAGCUAUGGUGUUUAGUUUUUUCGGCCGGAGGAGCCGGCAGGGUGCAGCAACAGGGUGCUUGGACCAACAUAGCCCAACAGUUUGAUUUACCGCAACAGCUCCCGCAUCCGCAGGAGGACGGGAAUACGUUAACAGCUGUAGCUCUUGCCAAGCUUUAUAUCAAAGUCCUCGGAGCCUUCGAGGAAUUCUACUAUAGAGGCAUGUCCGACACGCAGCGGCAGGCCAUGGCUCAGCAGGGAAGACUUCCAAUUCCUGCUUCCUCCCUUCACGGACAUAACAUCUCUCCUCCCGGCUCGGCGGGCAACUUGGCCCAGAACCAGCCUUCUGCGGGUGCGGAUGCAACCGCACAUCCUCCUUCCUUUGGCGUCACUUCUUCAGAGAAUGAACUUGAUGCAGAAGCAAGGAAACGGAAGGUAGAAGAAAGCGCGGGAAGCAAUGACGAUAACAACGGCAAACGAAGAAAAACAGAUUCCGGAUCUCCUGAAUUAUCGACCAACACUUCUGAAACCGCACCACAUCCUCGAAUGUCUGCCCCACCUACCUCAAACACGCGAGUAAAGGCGAGGCGGAAAAUAGAAUAUUUACCUCUUUCCCGGGAGAUUGAAACGGCAGGUGGACGAGACGUCUCCGCGAUUCAAAAUGAGUUACAACGUCUGACACGCGGACAACACCUGCGUGAUAUCCACGAUUGGGGAAAGGUUCAUGUUGAGGCCUUGCUCAUGUCCAUCCGCUCACGUCUCUCAGUUGAGCUUUCCUAUGGUCUCACGACACUUGUUAUCCUUUCAACAAUGCGGAGUCAGGGCCAUGACACUGGAUUUUUAAUAACUCAAUGCGGAGAUCUGCUGGACGAGGUCCUGGAUUUACUUCAAGACCUGUCUUUUCCGAAUGGAACGGACGUUGAUACUCGUUCGGGCAAUGACGAAGUUAUCACGAAUCGUCGUUUAGUCGGGUUGGCUCACGAGGAGGUCUCAACCCCAUUUGCCGCGGAGAAGAAACAAAGCGACUAUGAUCCCAGUAUACAAGGGCCUAUGCAACGGCGCGCAGACCUCAUUCGCUUAAUCUUGAAUAUCCUGCGGAACCUAAGCGCGGUUACCGAUAACCAAGCAUUUAUGGCACACCAUCCACUCCUUGUCGACCUCCUUCUACGACUUACGUCAAUGCAAAUAUCAGAAGGGCACCCCCCAGCUGCGGCUUCUGAUGCAUUAUUGUUGCCCGACCUUAUUGUAGUCAGAAAAGAUGUUCUCAACAUCUUGGUAAAUCUUGGUAGAGUCAUUGCCCUAGCACCCGCAUCAUCACAUACAGACACGUCACCGUCGAGUGCGGCACCAGAACGGAGAGCUCGACUUAUCUUUGAACUCGUCUCCUCAUAUCUGAUCGAUCCAAGUGAAGCUGUUGGUCCGUUCACAUGGGUGGUACAAUCUGGCGCUCCGAUGACUCCAUCGACUCGAGCGCCCCUCUUACCGGAUGCCGCACUAGAAGUUUUCACUCAAAUUAGCCACCCAGAUGUGAAUCGCAAGGUUAUCUCUCGUGCGGUCCCACUGCGGCAACAAUGGAGCUUAUUUGAGGCGCUAGUCUACCGCUUACCGAGUUCAGAUAACGAUUACAAAGUCCUGAUGACUCGUGAGGAGUCGUGGAUUAGCUAUCUCGAGAAACUCGUCCUGGGCUUGUAUUCGCUCGCGUUCUUAAUGCCGCCGGAGUUGAAGAAACGCGUGAAGGAGGAUCGUGGGCUAAGCUUCCCGAAAGUCAUGAUGCGCUUCGUUAAGAAAAUCAUGACUGGCGGUCCGCAACAGAUGGACUUCCGAAUGCACUUUGCGACUUGUGCCCGUAGGUCGGUCGAGACAAUGAAAGUGAUUGAUGACGGAGAGGACUCGUUCAACGUUGAUCAGCCGAGUAUAGCUCCGCUUUCAUUUGGUGUAGGCUAUGGUGAGGCUGCAGAUAGCAAGGUGGAAAAGGGCGAUGGACUAUUAGGUGGUCAUGAGGACGAGCUAUUGUGGUCUGUCAUGCUUCAGCGCGAGGUGGACGAGGUGAUGUUCUCAGAGCUGGAGAGUCUUGCACGUGUCGAGAAGGAGAUCCGUGUACAUUAAUACGUCGAAUACCUGUCUUCUUGUUUUUUUAUCGCUUUCGAAGGAUCAUUAGUAGUGUAUGUUAUGUAUUGUGGCCCUCGGUUCCAUGUCUUUUAUAAAAUACAUUGUGUUGACCAGACCUGGUUAAUCAAAUUUCC